This is a messenger RNA of Cavia porcellus (domestic guinea pig), 2978 nucleotides long. It is a transcript of the gene Prelid3a, whose product is annotated as PRELI domain containing 3A. The transcript has 6 exons. Lineage: Eukaryota; Metazoa; Chordata; Mammalia; Rodentia; Caviidae. The coding region runs from base 102 to 620 and encodes 172 amino acids. Gene Ontology annotation, molecular function: phosphatidic acid transfer activity. Gene Ontology annotation, biological process: phospholipid transport. The record is from RefSeq and is a predicted model, not a curated record. Gene Ontology annotation, cellular component: mitochondrial intermembrane space.
GCGCCGCAAUUUGGGGAGGGGGAGAGGAGGGGCCGCCGGGGGCGCGCACCGCGGGCUGCAGCGCCGCCGCCCGCAGCCGGACCUGCUCACCCGCGGCGGCGAUGAGGAUCUGGAACUCCGAGCACGUGUUCGGCCACCCAUGGGACACAGUGAUCAAGGCGGCCAUGAGGAAGUACCCGAACCCCAUGAACCCCAGCGUGGUGGGCGUGGACGUCUUGGAGCGCAGCGUGGAUGGCUGGGGGCGGCUGCACAGCCUGCGCCUGCUGAGCACCGAGUGGGGGCUGCCUAGCCUGGUCACUGCGAUUUUGGGAACCAGUAGGACCUUAACGUACAUCAGAGAGUGCUCUGUGGUGGACCCUGCGGAGAAGAAAAUGGAGCUUUGCUCCACCAAUAUCACUCUGCGGAACCUGGUGUCGGUGAACGAGAGACUGGUAUACACCCCACACCCGGAGCACCCCGAGAAGACGGUGCUCACGCAAGAGGCCAUCAUCUCCGUGGAGGGUACAGGCCUCGGCCGCUACCUGGAGAGCUUGAUGGCCAGUACCAUCUCUUCCAAUGCCAAGAAGGGCUGGGCGGCUAUCGAGUGGAUCAUUGAGCACUCUGAGAGCGCCGUGAGCUAAGGGCCACGUCUGUAACCGCUGGUACAGCCUCGGCGGGACCGGUGGGUGUGCGCUCCACUGUAUUGCAGGGAUGUGGCCUGCUCCAUCACCUGUGUUCCCCUGCCCUGCUGCAGAUGCCUAGGGCCGGGCUGCCAGAUCUCCACACACUUGUGUCCAGCUUGGGAAAGACAGAGGCCCCCCCCCCCCCCCCGCAGGACAGUCUGGUCUGAGGCUGGCCCAAGGGCAGCUGUGGGUAGAAUUUGCAAAUUUUUACUUGGUGCUGGAUGGGACCAGGACCCCAGGCGCGCUGGGCAGUGCCAUCACUGACCUGUCCCCAGCCCCGCAUGCACACACAUCCUUGGGGAAAGUUCGUGGUUUUCAGCUGCUGGCAUCACCUUCUGUGUCCCCAGCUUCUGCAGCCUGUGCUGGGCUGAGCAUGUUGGCUACCCUCCCUCUGUCUAUUGGUCUCUCUGGCCCUGCCCCUGUGCUACCUUGGUCUCCGUGGUCAGCUGCCUGUGGAGCUCAGGCGAGGGAUGCAGCUGCUCAUGUUGCCCAGCUGCUGAAGCAGUGGUUUCCAGACUCUGCCUCUACCUUGAUCCCAGGCCUGCUUGGGGCUGUGCACCCAUGGGGAGCUCAUAGGGCUAGGGCUUGUGUGCCUGCUGUGUGCCCCUGUGAGCUGUGGGCUCUGAGCUUUUGUGUCCCCAGGAACCAGCACUAAGCUGCCUCUAUCUGUAACCGGAUCCUCCCUGAUGGAGUCGAAAAAGGUGGGCGUGGAGAGGAUGACAGCAGGCAAGGCCAUGGUGCUGCCAUUUGGGAGAGGAGAAGCCUGCGGACCCCAGAGACCUUGGCUUUGAGCCCCGCCCAGGCCUACGGAGCCCAGACCACCACCCUGGGUGAGGACAUUGCCUUGCACCCACCCUGAGGCCUGGUGCCAGAGUCUCCUGCCAGCCCCAAGUGCCUGUCCUGCAGGACUCCACUCUCCCCUCUCCUCUGGCAGGGCACUGGGCACAGGGUGGUGGGAAUACAUGCACUGGGUGGUGCCAACAGCAUGCCAGGCAGGUGACACCGGAAGCCCAGCACCCUCCUCUAAGGCUGUGUCAGCCCCUGGCUAUUUCUUCCGUGGGGAAAACUGCGGCUCCCAGCAGUCUUUGGGGGACCUGGCCACGUGCUUGGCUUGGGGCUGGCAUCACUCACAGCGUCUUGCUUGAGCUGGGGCCUUUGCAGGAUUUAAAAGUGGGUGACUUUGCCUCACAUGUCUGCCUCACCUUGGACAGGCACAAGCUCAGAGGGGCCUUGCUGCUGGGGUCCCCACAGAACCCCCCAAAAUCACCGCUUCUGGCCUGAGCCAGUGUUCAGUUCCCAGCACAGGUAGCUGGGGGUAGGGGGAGAUUGCCUUUACAGAGAGGGUGCCCUUUGCCCUUCCCAGGGCCUAGGGCACCCUUGGCUGCAUAGAGCAAAGCAGAUCUUUCCACAACAGCUUCCUUGCCCUUUUCUGUCAGUGCUGCCCAAUUCCCAGAUGCAACCUGCAUCCCUGAGACCUGUCCCUAUACUGGUCCCCACAAUCUGGUGUCAGCCAGCGGCUUGGCCUGGUUCUAUUCCCCUUAACCCCGUGCAGUGUGGGUGCUGGGCUCCCAGGGCUGGCCUUUUGUGGGCUGUGUGGUGGUACUGGGUUGACUUGGGGACGGGGUCCCACGGGAUAAGAGCCUUGCUGCCCCCGUUGGGGACACUUGGCCUCAGAAUGGUCCGUGGGGCCUGCAGCUGGGCAUGAGGCUGCCUGCAGCCCCUCCCCAGUGUCUGCCGAGGGCUGUUGCCCACCUCCAAGCCUGGUGAACCUCCCACCUACACCUCUGUGCUGUCGCCUGCUGUGGGGCAGUGUCCCCCAUUCGGAGGCCUGGGCCCCCUCCUGGCCCCUGGACAUCUCCCCACAGAGUGUCCAUCACUGCUUCUUUCCCUGAGAUGGGUAUUGUCAGGGCAACCCUCCCUCCUGUCCCCACAUCGCUGUGGGGUCUCUGAGCCCAGGUGUUUGCACCUUGUCAUAGACAGCCACCCAGUGGGACAGAGGCAACUGCUGAGGGUGCCCAGCUUGGCCACCGGCACUGGAAGGGCUGGGCUGCAGCUUUGCAGAGAGCCUGGCUCAGCGUGCAGCGCCCGCGGACUUAAAUAUGGGACAUGCUCAGAGAAGGGGACCAGGCCAGGGCAGCACAACUGUGUCCUUGUAGUCCCAGCUAUUCAAGAGGCUGAGGCAGGAGAAUUACUUGAGCCCAGGGAUUCAAAACCAGCCUGGACAGCAUAGCAUGAACCAUGUCAAAGAAAAAAAAACUUUAAAAAUUGUGUAUUAAUAAAAAUACAGUUAGCGCAGACUGUGCAAUACCAUAAAAA